CGUCGAAGUUCGUUUCAGUUCACCCCUUCUGCGGAUUUCAUUCGGUCUCCACAACAUGUCUGACCCUCGAGGCAAUAACGGGAAGGACCCCGCAGAGUCCUCCUCGGCAACGGGGAGAAGGGCGGAGGGUAGUAGAAAAGGUCACAACACGAAGACCUUUGACUCCCCUUUUAAGGUGGAUCCAAAGGCGAAUGGAAAACGAGAUGAUCCUGUUUGGCAUUUCGUUGCUCGUGGUCGUUAUUCAGAUGGAUCCACUGCGGUCGGGAGGAAGAACGGUCGCCGUUGUUUGUGCAGGUUAUGCGGUCAUUCUCUAUGUGGGGGUGCUCGUGAGGCGAAGGAACACUUUUUUCGUGGCGAGAGGUAUAGAUGCCACGUGGCCACUCCGGCGGUGUGGCACGCGAUUUGGUCAAAGGAUAUGUCCAAGUGUCCUGCACAUUUGGCUUCYGCCGUGCAGGCCUUGCAGAGUCUCCCUCUAGGUCAUCCCUCUUUUCAAUGGCCACCUCUUCGUUUUCCCGAUGACGUCGUUCCGCCGCCCCCGUUAACCGCUGCCCCCUCGCAAGUGGCGCCAUCUCCAUGUGCACCACUUGCUCCCCUCCCCCCUCGUCCGCUUCGUCAGACGAUUCCCGCAUCCGUUGAUGGCAAACCAUAUGUGGCAACGCAGCCUGAUGCGCAAGGCACCGUGCCAAUUUCAGGUGUCGGGGAACCUGUGYCGUUCGACGAGCAAGGCACUCGUGCUUUCGUCGAGGGCGGUGGGUCGGGGAAGGGCGCUGGCACAUCAUCAGGCCUCGCCCCGUUGUUCACUGGCAACAGGGWCAAGGUCCCAAGAGUUCGACGCGCAGACACACGUCCGGCCGUGGCAACAGCACCCACAACAGGACAUCAAUCCGCUGCGUAUCCAUGGUUGCCUCCCCCUUUUUCGCAAACACGACUGCCUACACCAGACUUGACUUCGACACCUGUUGGCGAGGCCGCUGCAACGGCCACUGAGGGUGCGGGAAACGUCCAGCUCGACGACCCCGUCCAGGUUUCGGAUUCGUCACCCACUCUUGUGCCCAUGAACGGCCCGACCUCGCAGCACGGUGUUUUUGGGACACUGGAUCCUUUACAGAAUCUGCGCAACAUUGCAGCUCCGAGUCCAGGCCCCACCGCAUCACCUGCGGUCGGGGGCGGGGUGUGGGAUUCGCUAGGUAUGGGCGCCGGUGCACGAGUGAGGGGCACUUACAGGCAGCAGGCGGUGACCUCGUAUUACAACGACCCGCUGGAGCAUGCAUGGCACCUGCAGAUCAUGCGAUUCAUUGUCRAGAGCGGCAUGCCGUUCAACUGUGUGAAGCUUGAGAGCUUCAAACGCAUGUUGACGUUGAUCAUCCCGUCUGGGGUUCCAGGAGUCCCCACCCCAAAACCCCCAACGUAUCACUUGAUCCGUACCACACUUUUGGAUGAGCUUGAUGUGGAAGUCCAAAAGUGUGUGAAACCUGUCCUCGCUACUGCAGCUACCUACGGUUGCACGAUAAUGACAGACGGUUGGACCAACAUUCGGGGCCAAACGUUGUGCAACUAUCUCGUCGGCACUACACGGGGCGCCACAWACGUCGCGACAGAUGUUAUGCGAGGAAAGAAGGAUGUCACUGCUCUGGCGCAGGCUUGGCUGCGAAGGUUGAAGUCCCUUGACAUCAAGCUCGCUGACAUCACCGCUUUCGUCACAGACGCUGCCAGCUCGAACUUUUAUGCGAUGGAGGUGUUCCAGAAGGAUGAGAGUGUCAAGCACAUCCUCUGGAUUCCUUGUGUGGCACAUGUCAUGGACCUCAUCCUUGAGGACAUCGGCRGCAUUGACUGGGUGGCGACCCGCAUUGCUCAGGCGUGUUUGGUCACAAAGUUUUUCAAGCGUCAUAGCCACKCUCGCGAAGUUUUGCAAGCUUUCACGACGAAGGCUCUGCUGCUYCCCGCCGAGACUCGCUUCGRUACGCAWGUGAUUAUGAUGCGACGACUUCUUCUGCUGCAAUCGCAUCUUAUGYAGGUGGUCGUUGAUGAUCGAUGGAAGGACACUGUUUGGUCAACGAAGAAGAUUCGAGACGACGCYGCGGAGGUCACAGCAUGUGUCGGUUGUCCUCAAUGGUSGGAGGAUAUGMGAGCGCUGUGCAAGUUGUWGGAUCCCAUCAUGGACAUGCUGCAGAUGGUGGACAGCGACACGAGGCAGAUUGGCAAGAUUCUGCGYYGGUACGACGAGAUGAUCGCGCGUUGUUUGUCURCAUGUGCCGCUUUGGAGAAGGACSAGCAGGACGCGCUGCUUGAAGUAWUUGACAGACGCCGYACCAUGUUCAARUCGCGUGCUCAUGUUGCUGCCAUGAUGUUGGACCCCGAGUUUCGAGACCGCACGAUGCCAGAUGACGAGGAGAUGCAGCACGGUUUGAAACUCGCUCUGAUUCAGUUUGGGUACCCGGAACAUUCGGAUCAGCACAACGAGGUCCUCACUGCCAUUGAUAAGUCCCAUUCCAGGGAGCCGCCGCUCGACGACGUGGCCAUGGACCGGGCGGCGAGGAGCUAUACCCAUCCAGCCUGUUUCUGGGAGUCGAAGGAGAAGAGGUUCCCGCACAUGGCCUUCUUCGCUGGCAGGAUACUGCAUGUGUGGGCGACUGUGUCGCCUUGCGAGAGAGCUUGGUCCCGUUGGAGUUUCAUCCACUCCAAAUCUCGUAACAGAUUGGAGGUGGCGUGGGCCGAGAAGCUCGUGCGAUGCCAUUGRAACCUUCGGCUCCUCGACAGGCAGGCUAUGUCGGACGAUGCUUCCAGUGACAGGCCACAUCCGUAUGGGAGUUGGGUGCACUACGGGCAGCAGGUGGAGGAGGAGGUGCCCACCGACCAGCAGCUUGUGGCAGACCGAGGAGCCCGUGUGACGGUCACGAAGGAGGAGUUGACGCAGGCAAGAGAGAGGAUGCGCGUCAUGUCCCGCAUGGGAGCCACUCGUCGCUUGCGGGAGUCUGACAGGAGGAGGUGUCGUGGCGGCGGUCGCGGAGGUGGUCGUCGGGGCGGUCGUGGGCGAGGGGGGCAUGAAGGUCCUGGCAGGAGGCGUAGUGUCGCGAGUCGUGGAAGGGCAGUGGACGAGCUAGUACGCAAGCCUCGACAGCGAUGGGAUGAGGGAGACUUUUUGUACGAGAGCUCGUCCAGCGAUGACGAGGAUUUCUUCGGGACUGGCAGGCCUGCACAGGAUGGCGACAACGAUUUCGACGACCGUCAUCCGAACGUGGGCGACGACGAUGGCGCCAGUGGCGAUGAUCACGGUGACGGAGGAGAUAGGCCACGACCUGCACAUGGUGACACGAUGCGCRCCGACGGGGCAGGGGGCGAGCACCGCACAGCAGUAGAUGACGCUCGAGAUGGAGUGCAUGAUGAUGGUUCACGACCUGUCUCGGGCAGUGACCUGACGCGCUUGAAACGCGGACCAAGGGAAAAAGACACUAUCGCUUCACGUGUGCACAAACGUCAUGCUGGGGUUGCUAGCAUUCCACUAUCACGAGUCCCCDCAACUGGGCAGAUUCCAGUUUCUGAGGACUCUUUCAGCGAUCACGGCGGCGAGGAGCGGAUCGAGCUGCAUGGCGGGAGCGGUCAUCCACGAGGAGGCGAUAUCGCCGAUAUGAUUACGAGCCCAAUGGUGUCUGCCACGCCCACAAUUUUUCGUGUUGGCAAACUACGCGAGGUGGCCCUUGGUUUGGCGGAGACGACGACGCGACACCGCCGCGACGGUCAGCUCAGCAUCGCACAACGCAGUCUUUCUCAUUCAUUUGAUGGUGCAGAGGAAGGGUCUCCUGGUGGGCCAGUUGACACACUCGAAAGAGAAGCAAGACCCCCAAGUCUGCCGUCAAACUCAGAGCAUCAUCCGAUUGCCGCGGUUGUCGGCGCAGAUGCGGGCGUCCCCGUUACAAACAGUGGCGCGGACGCGACAGAACAACUUGUGGUUGGGUCAUCGGCGACAACACGUCGCGACAGAGCCAUUGUUUUUCCGACAGUGGCAUUCUAUGCCAGCGGGAAGAGUACUGGGGGGAUGGAUGAGCAGGGAGUCCGGAAUGUUGGCUGGCCAUCUGCACCAUCUAUGGGGAAACGAUCCAUUGGGAGUGUGGAUGGUGCUCGGCAUACCGCCAUGGCAGAGUUUGGGGACCGACACGGUAGUGCUUUGAUGACGAAGACGUAUGAUGUCCAUGCUAUGAGAGCCGCAAAGGCGAGUCUUUCUCGGGCAAGGAAGAAGGCCUCGGCAAGGAAGGCGUCACGUUCAUCCUCACAUAUGCGUUCCCGAGAGAGAGGAUCGGGCGUUGUGCAUCUCGAGGACGGAGAGAUUGCACCUGACGGCGACGCAUUGAAUGUUGGAGGGAGGGAUGCAACGACGGCGGAUAUCGUCGGCAGGGAGGGCACGGGGAAUGCAGUGGCAGGUCAGAAGAGACGCGGCAGUGUACUUAUCGUCCACGAUGACAACACAGGGAGACGCGGCAGUGUACUUAUCGCCCCGGGAGAGACCACAGGCACUGAUGAUGCAAGAAACUCCGAUUACGUACCCAAACCACAGGCGGCAGAUGGAGAUGAUGGAGGAGGGCGACGAGUGAGACCGAGGACACAACUCGGACCGCAAGGGCAGCGAGCACAGGGCGCACCAUCGGCGAUGAUUCCUGCCCCCAUAGAUCGGCGAGCUCAGGCGCA
This is a messenger RNA of Chara braunii, 4680 nucleotides long. NCBI's taxonomy places the organism in Eukaryota, Viridiplantae, Streptophyta, Charophyceae, Charales, Characeae. The record is from the annotation of a GenBank genome assembly.